AUGGAUAUUGCAAAGCCGGUUGGAGUGCCACUGGGAAGCCAGUUCAGGUUGUCCAACAAGGAUUCGCCCAAGGAUGACUCUGAAAAGGAAAGGAUGAGAAUUACGACAUAUGCUUCAGCCAUCGGGAGCCUAAUGUACGCUACAGCCAUCGGGAGCCUAAUGUACGCUAUGGUCUGCACCCAGCCAGACAUAGCACAUGCAGUGGGAGUAGUCAGCCGGUUCAUGAGCAAUCCUGGAGUGAUGCACUGGGAGGCGGUAAAGUGGAUCCUUAGGUACCUGAGGGGCACUAAGGACCAGGCAUUGGUAUUUGGCAGGGGUACCCUUACCCUGUCUGGGUUUGUCGAUGCUGAUUUUGCAGGAAGUGAUCUUGACAAGAGAAGAAGUACUACGGGGUACGUGUUCACUUACGGCGGAACGACCGUAUCCUGGAUCUCAAAGCUGCAGAAGAUAGUUACAUUGUCCACAACGGAAGCUAAGUACGUGGCAGUGACGGAGGCAGCCAAGGAGCUCGUUUGGCUGCAAAACUUCCUGAAUGAACUUGGGAGACCUCAAGAGGAUGUGGCUCUAUAG
Striga hermonthica is the source of this 570-nucleotide messenger RNA. NCBI's taxonomy places the organism in Eukaryota, Viridiplantae, Streptophyta, Magnoliopsida, Lamiales, Orobanchaceae. The record is from the annotation of a GenBank genome assembly.